AUAGAGAAUAAUAAAGGGUAAAUUAGUAAUUGGCGUAUAGAUCUCUCGUAUAUAAAAACUAAAAAAGAACGGAGAGGGUGCAUUUCAGUGCCAUCUGUUGAGGACAAUCCGAAUCACAACAUUUAACAAGAGAGCACCUGUUUCAGCCUAAAUCAUGGGGAAACAAAUGCCCGAAACCGCCACCACCUUCCUUACCCAUUUUUUGCAACACUCCGGCGGUUACGGGGUUCUAGACGGCGGCUUUGCCACUGAACUCGAGCGCCUCGGUGCCGAUCUUAACGAUCCUCUUUGGAGCGCCAAAUGCCUCCUCACUUCCCCUCACCUUGUCCGACGGGUUCAUUUAGAUUAUCUUGAUGCUGGGGCCAAUAUCAUUUCCACAGCAUCUUAUCAGGCAACAAUUCAGGGUUUUGAGGCUAAAGGAUUUUCUAGAGAUGAGAGUGAAAAUUUGCUAAGAAAAAGUGUUCAAAUUGCAAUUGAAGCACGUGAUAUCUACCUUGAACGAUGUACGAAAGAUUCUUGGGAUUUCACUGAAACUGGAGCGGGAUCGAGGAGGCCAAUUCUGAUAGCCGCCUCGAUUGGCAGCUACGGGGCUUAUUUGGCUGAUGGGUCUGAGUAUAGCGGAGAGUAUGGUGAUUCAGUUACUCUAGAAACACUGAAAGAUUUCCACAGAAGAAGAGUGCAAAUUCUGGCUAAUGCAGGUGCUGACUUAAUCGCAUUUGAGACAAUUCCAAACAAGUUGGAAGCUCAAGCAUAUGCUGAGCUUCUUGAUGAAGAGGGAAUCGAAAUUCCUGCUUGGUUUUCUUUCAACUCCAAGGAUGGAAUCAAUGUGGUUAGUGGAGAUUCUAUAUCUGACUGUGCCUCCAUUGCAGAUGCUUCAAAGCAAGUUGUUGCUGUUGGAAUCAACUGUACUCCUCCCAGAUAUAUUCAUGGACUAAUCUUGUCGAUUCGGGAGGUCACUGACAAACCAAUUGUAGUUUAUCCAAACAGUGGAGAAUCUUAUGAUGGUGUGACCAAACGGUGGUUGAAAUCUGAUGGGAUGAUAGGGGAAGACUUUGUAUCAUAUGUAAGAAAGUGGAAGGAAGCUGGAGCCUCUCUGUUUGGUGGGUGUUGCAGAACCACUCCAAACACAAUCAGAGGCAUAGCAAAAGCGCUUUCUUCUAAAACUUUUUGAGCUCUUUCCCCUCUAUUUACAAGCUUUGAUGCCCAUGUCUUUGAUAAAUGCUGAAGUUUUCACAAGCUUUUUCAAGAUCAUGCAAUAAUUUUGAGACUGAUGGUGAUUGAUGGUUUACAUAUAGAUAACCAACAAAUGGAGGUCGUAAAACUAGAGAGGAAAAAGAGGAGCCUAUAAUGCUUGAAGACAAAAGCAAGCAGUAGAAUUCUUAGUGUAGUGUGGGGAUGAAGAUAUGCCAAUGUUGUGUAGCUCCCACUUUUAAGUGCCUAAUUACAUCCUUAGGGUUUGGCUUUAGAUUCUCUAAAAAGGGAUAUUAGAGCUAAUGUUUUGGGUUUCAUAACAAAUAUCAUUUGAUACCCAAGUCUGUUUGUCUUAUUGGUAGAUCCAAGAGGUUUCCAUCAAAGUUCGAAUCUUUUGUUUUAUCAUGUACUGCAUCAAACACGUACCCAAAAAAAUAAAUUUUGAUUGCAUGAAGUAACCAGAUUUCUCUAA
Messenger RNA from Cucumis sativus (cucumber), 1663 nucleotides. RefSeq names its product homocysteine S-methyltransferase 3. Bases 155 to 1171 code for a protein of 338 amino acids. The transcript has 8 exons. Gene Ontology annotation, biological process: S-methylmethionine cycle. NCBI's taxonomy places the organism in Eukaryota, Viridiplantae, Streptophyta, Magnoliopsida, Cucurbitales, Cucurbitaceae. The record is from RefSeq and is a predicted model, not a curated record. Gene Ontology annotation, molecular function: S-adenosylmethionine-homocysteine S-methyltransferase activity; zinc ion binding.